CCAAUGAAUACAAAAUUCUUACUGACUAGGAAGGCUAAGCUAACAUUAAAACAUUAAAAUUUAUCCUACUCAGAAGUGCACGGCAGUCAACAAACCCACCUAUAACACUAGUCACAAAAGAGCAAGACAAAAAUGCCCUUCUGUUAUUCAAGGAUGACAAGUCUAUGAGCAUGCACCGUGAGCUAUAGGAUGGAACUGGUUCCGUGAAUUUUAAAGAAUUCUUUGAAACACGUGGUUUGCCGAAUAUAUAUACGAAGGAACAACUUUUUGAAUAUAUUACAUCUUUAAAUGCCAAGACUCAUAAUGCUGCCAUGUUAGAGCGCAUUCAUACACGUGGCGCUUCAAUAUCAGUAGCUACAUCUCCGAGUCAAGAUGAGUGUCCAGAAGAACUAAAGAAUCUUGUUUAUCCUUUCGACUUAGCUUGGGAAAAAUCCCAAUGUGAAAGACAGCAACGUGAACCACUGAAAUCUGCGGAAUCUUCAUGUCUGACCACUGCUGAUCAGGCUACAUCGGCAAUGGGAACUUUAAAUAUUAACGUGCCCUGUGCAUGCCAAGAAAAUAAGUCUUAAGAGUAAAAACAUCUCAAAACAAUAGGGAACGACACUAUUAGUAUUUUGGUCUGACCGAAUUGAAAUUCAAUAUACUGUUACAACAAAAA
Molecule: messenger RNA, 658 nt
Organism: Rhagoletis pomonella (apple maggot)
Lineage: Eukaryota; Metazoa; Arthropoda; Insecta; Diptera; Tephritidae
Product: serine/threonine-protein kinase RIO3-like
Biological process (GO): maturation of SSU-rRNA
Cellular component (GO): cytosol; preribosome, small subunit precursor
Molecular function (GO): ATP binding; protein serine/threonine kinase activity
Source: RefSeq, a predicted model, not a curated record